AUUCCCAACAGAAGAAGAAUUAACCAAGUAUAUCGAUAAGGAUCAAUUGCCAUUGGAAUAUGGUGGUGUAAGUGAAACUGUGACCAGCUGGAAGUAUAUAUUUUUAUUAUAUACACAAGGUCUGGAUAUGAGGUAUUCUGCAAUCUGAUUGGUUCUCUACUAGCAGGAUAUUAGCUCAUAUCCUGCUAGUACUAGUAGAGAAAAACAAAACGGCGGCCAAACUGAAUUUACGAUGUUUUGCAAACGAGAAAACGGCAAGUUGUCGCUUUUUAUAGCCUUCACAGGAUUAAAAACACAAUUAAAAAACUCCCACAAAUUGUUUUCAGGUUAGCAAAUAAAUUUUUAAAAUUUAAAAUGGUUAAAAAUAUAUAUUUUGGAAAAAAUAAUCGGGCGAAAGAGCGAAGAUAAAAACAUAAACAAAAUAGAAAAAUUAUGGAAAUAACGGAAAAGCAAAGUCUGUGAAUUCAGACCUUGUGUAUAUAAUAAAACAGUUAUUCCACUCACUCUCGUCGAACAUGAGCAAUAGCCGAUUCGGCGCUACGCGCCUCAUCGGCUAUCAGCUCAUAUUCGACUCGAGUUCGUAGAAUGACUGUUAAAUAUUUUGCAGCUGUUCCUGGUUAGGUCUAAUAAAUGUAUAUAAAUUUCCACUCGAUAAUUUUCAUCUGCAGGUAUAUCUUUCUACCCGAUCUACCAAAAAAAUUCUUAAGCUCAUUGUUUUAUUUUUUUGUUUUUGAUUAGCCAUCAUUUGAAUACAAGUAUCCUCCUGAAGACAAAACGUACGUUGGUAAUUUUUAACAAUGUCACUAAUUAUAUCUGAAGCUGCAGCGGAUUUUCUGAGCAAUAAUAUACGAUCUAUAUAUAAUAUAGAUCCAUGAUAAUAAUAUAGAUCCAUGAUAAUCCAUUGAAAAGCUCGUUGCAAAUCAAUUGCUAGCCAACACCGAAAUUGCACUAACAUUGGCAUAACUCUUGUACAGAUCUACCCCCAGCACGAACUGGAAAAUGGCCAUGACGAAGUCAAACAUAAAAAGAAGGAAGGCACUUACUUGAACAGAAAUAAUCUGUGUUCAUUAUUGGCACCAUCUCAAAUUGAGGAAAAGGGUGCCCUAGUCACGUUGUAUCCCCCCGCCCCGUCUCUUUCUCUCUCUGUGGACGGCAUGAUCGAAUACAAGAAGAUAACCUUGAAGCUUUCUAACUGUAUAAGGUUUCCUCUUUAUAGGGACAAGAACAGCAAUGAUCCAGCGACAUCUGAUGUGACAUCAUGA
Messenger RNA from Paramuricea clavata, 1262 nucleotides. Lineage: Eukaryota; Metazoa; Cnidaria; Anthozoa; Malacalcyonacea; Plexauridae. The record is from the annotation of a GenBank genome assembly.